GAGGCCGGAGGAUUUCCGAGGCGGGAGGAAGCGUAGCUGCCGGGGUCCGGACGAGCCCAAGGCAUGGCGGCGGAGACGUCCUCGGAGCGGGAGGCCGAGGCCGAGGCGCUGGCCGCGGCGCGAGAGCGAAGCCGGCUCUUCCUGAGCGGCCUGGAGCUGCGCCUCCUUCAUACAGACACUCACACUAGCACCUGUGUCUCCACUGCAGGGAUCGCUGCCCCGGUUGUCUUCUUUGUGGACUAUGCUUCUAACUGCUUGUAUAUGGAAGAAAUCGAAGACUCGGUGACUGUUAGAGGUUAUAUCCAGUCCACUAUGGAGACCGAAAAAGACCCCCAGUGCCUCCUGGGCUUGGCCAGGAGAAUCGGGCAGGUUCUGGCUAGAAUGCACGACGAAGACCUCAUUCACGGGGACCUUACCACCUCCAACAUGCUCCUGAAGCGGCCCCUGGAGCAACUGAACAUUGUGCUCAUCGACUUUGGGCUGAGUUUUGUUUCGGGGCUGCCGGAAGAUAAAGGCGUCGACCUCUAUGUCCUGGAGAAGGCCUUCCUCAGCACCCACCCCCACACCGAGACUGUGUUUGAAGCCUUUCUGAAGAGCUAUGGUACUUCAUCCAAAAAGUCCGGUCCAGUGCUGAAGAAGUUAGAUGAAGUGCGCCUGAGAGGGAGAAAGCGGUCCAUGGUCGGGUAGCAGAGUUGCUAUAGUGACUGUCUCCCCUGAGAAUGCUGUGGGUUGUCUGGGCCUAGGCAGUGGGGUCGUUGUUAAGUGGCCUGCAAUUGUGCUGUGUCACCGUCACCUGCGGUUCACUGUUCGCAGGAGCUUAAUGUGCACAAGGCCUGGUCUAGGCAGAACUGGGUGUGUAACUCUGGCUGGCAUCAAGCUUGCUGUGUAUGGUGAGGAUCAAUAACUUUGAACUCCUUGAAUAUAGGUGUGUGCUGUCACUCCUGUUUUAUCAGUGCCCAGGGCCUCACACGUGCUAGGCAAGCGCUCUACCAACUGAGCUGCAUCCCCAGCCCUAGCCCUGGGUGUUUUCAGAUCAAAUCAAAUAGGCUUUUUCCCAAACAGUGGCUUGUGGACCUCAUGCAUUCCAGGUGGCAUUGAGCUGAGAACAAUACUGUAGGCCUGGAGAAAUAAAGACAGGGACUCAGUUUGGGAUAGUGUUUCUCUCUUUCCUCUAAUCUGCUGGGAUUUGGGUGCGUGUAUGAAGACUGUGCUUCAAGCCAGUUUAGUGGGAUAUAACCAUCACUUUGAGAGAGCAGUACAGACUCUUGACUGGGAUAUGAUGAACUGCUUUCUGAAGCGUGUUUUAGGUGUGUAUUUUUACAUGGGUGUAUUUGGAGUUUAUUAUAAAGGGUGCUUUUGAGGGGCUGGAGAGGUGGCCUUAUGAUGCUUGCUCUUCCAAAGGAUUCUAGUUCAGUUUCCAGGACUCAGACUUCAAGGGACCCAAUGGCUCUGCCUCCUCAGGCACCUCUACUUACAUGCAGAGGCCCCUCUUCCCAGAUACACACAUACACAUAAUUAUACACAUAAUAUAGUAUGGAUAAAUUCUUGAAAUAUUUUUGAAAGUCACAAUAAAAAGAUGCAAAAAUA
Molecule: messenger RNA, 1587 nt
Organism: Myodes glareolus (Bank vole)
Lineage: Eukaryota; Metazoa; Chordata; Mammalia; Rodentia; Cricetidae
Source: RefSeq, a predicted model, not a curated record